AUGGCAUCGUCAGAUGAAAACCUCUACAAAUGGUAUGAGCCUUCCAAGGCUGCAGCCAUUGCGAUUUGCGCCCUCUUCACGAUCCUUACCCUUGCUCAAACAUGGCGUGUCUUCCGAACGCGCCACUGGUUUGGGUUAACUAUUAUCAUAGGGGGAAUCUUUGAAGUAGUUGGCCUCGCUGCCCGCGCAUAUUCCCGAGACCAUCUGAGUGAUCUGGGCCCAUAUAUCAUCCAGAUCCUUCUCGUUCUCCUCGCUCCCAUAUUAUUUGUCGCAUCGAUUUACAUGUUCCUCGGACGCCUCAUCCACGCUUCAGGCUACCCUAGCUUGUCUCUUAUCCCCGCUAGAUGGCUUUCCAAGAUUUUUGUUCUUGGCGAUAUCAUUUGCUUUCUGGUUCAAGGUGUGGGCGGGGGCAAACUUGUCGACCCCAAGAGCAUCGAAGAGGCAAAAGCUGGAAAGAAUAUCGUACUUGCAGGACUCGGUCUGCAGGUUGUUAUCUUCCUUGUCUUUGUCCUCUGCGCGGUUGUCUUUCACUAUCGAAUGGCUUCCAAGGGCUUGUUCAAGGCUGCCAAUCCGAAGCUGCGACUUAUCCCUAUGAUGGCAACACUAUACAUCUGUAGUGUGCUUGUUAUGGUCCGAAAUAUCUACCGUUUAAUUGAGUACGAGGAAGGAGAAGAUGGGUACCUGCAGUAUCAUGAAUGGCCAACCUACGCGCUGGAUGUCAUCUUCAUGACCAUAAUUAUGGUAUUGACGCUUGGGUGGUAUAGUGCCGAUCUGAAAAAAGAAGAUAAUUCCUUCCAAAUGCAGGCUGUACCUAGCAGUCACGGCAACGCCUAA
Molecule: messenger RNA, 834 nt
Organism: Fusarium venenatum
Lineage: Eukaryota; Fungi; Ascomycota; Sordariomycetes; Hypocreales; Nectriaceae
Product: RTA1 like protein-domain-containing protein
Cellular component (GO): membrane
Source: RefSeq, a predicted model, not a curated record